Monascus purpureus is the source of this 1176-nucleotide messenger RNA. NCBI's taxonomy places the organism in Eukaryota, Fungi, Ascomycota, Eurotiomycetes, Eurotiales, Aspergillaceae. The record is from the annotation of a GenBank genome assembly.
AUGAUGCAGUGCAGUCGCAUGGCAGCUGCGCGCUCUCAGCUUUCUCGAGCCUUCUCGUCGCGAACCGUUUCGUCGCCAGUGGUUGCAGUGCUGUUCCAGGACAUCGAUCCCCCUGUUAUCAAUGGCAUACGGAAACCCCGCAAACCUGGAGGAUACCAAGACUCCGGCGCAGACAUCGCCUACAUCCUCCAACGACUCGGCGUGGGUGUGAUCACGCCCAGUGCAACACCGGACGUCUUCUCCCAGGAAGGCUGGUGCUUCUCCGACACAGAAGAUGGCAUCCUAUCUGCCGUCCAACGCGGCGCCACCCACCUCUGGGCCAACACGAUCCUCUUCUCCUCACAUCCCCUCCAGACCUCGACGGAACUCACUCCAAUCUCCGACACGCUCCGCGUAAUCGGCCAACCGCCGAGACUGGUCGAGGACUUCGACGAUAAAGCCUAUCUGAACGCUAAGCUUCGCGAGACGGGCGCGUUCUCACUUCCUCAAUCGUGGGUGGUUGAUGCGUCUGCAUCCCCGUCACGAUCCCGGGAUGUAAUAAAGUCCGUCAUCGAUGGGGUUGCGAGCGCGUCAUAUCCUGUCGUUGGGAAACCGGUGCGAGGUCGUGGUAGUCAUGGUGUGAAGGUUUGUCGGUCCCCCGAGGAACUGAGGGGCCAUGUUGAAACUCUACUUCUAGAAUCGCCUAUUGUUAUGCUUGAGGAGUUCCUUGCGGGGGAGGAAGCUACAUUGACUGUUUUCCCUCCGGAUGCUCAUCAUGAUCAUUACUGGUGCCUGCCGCCUGUGACGCGGUUUAACCAUGCCGAUGGCAUUGCGCCGUACAAUGGUGUCGUGGCUGUAACGAAGAAUUCGAGGAUGGUUAGUCCCGAGGAGAUGGCUGCGGACCCGGCGUACGGCGAGGUGAUGGAUCAGUGUGCUGGGGUCGCGGAGUUGAUUAAGACCACGGCGCCGAUUCGUAUUGAUGUAAGGAGACGGCGUGAAGGGGGGGCGUUCGUGCUGUUUGAUAUUAAUAUGAAGCCGAACAUGACUGGCCCCGGUCGUCCUGGCCGUGAGGAUCAAGCCAGUCUCUCGGCCAUCGCUGCUUCUGGGGUCGGCUGGGACUAUCCCACGUUGCUGCUGAAGAUGCUACAGUGUUCUCGUACGUUGGCCGAGCUUCGUAAUUAUUUCAGCCCAUUUUAA